Clunio marinus is the source of this 1759-nucleotide messenger RNA. The record is from the annotation of a GenBank genome assembly. Lineage: Eukaryota; Metazoa; Arthropoda; Insecta; Diptera; Chironomidae.
AGAUCAUCUUAAAAUAUUCUAAUUGUCGCAUUCAUUAUCGUCUUGAUCCCAAAAUAGAGAAUUUAAGUUUGAAAUGAUUGAUAAGAGUUGCGUAAAAUGUGAAAAGCCUUCGAAUUCAUUUUGCACAAACUGCAAAUUGGUUCAUUAUUGUUCACGUGAAUGUCAAAAAGCUGACUGGAAAACUCAUAAAACCCAAUGUCGACCAUUUGAGAUUAAAAAAGAUGAAAAAUUUGGAAGAUAUUUGAAGGCAAAUCGUGAUGUCGAAGCAGAUACGAUUGUCGUUUCUGAGCCACCAUGCAUCAUUGGACCAAAAUGGAAUAAUGAAGAUGAAGACCCGUCAUCAUUUACAUUUUUUUGCGUAGGAUGUUUUGAAGCAUUAAAAGAUUUGAGAACAAAGUGUCCCAACUGUUUAUGGCCAUGUUGCAGUGAAGAAUGCAUUGGUUUGAUUAGCGAAGAACUUCACGCUAUUGAAUGUGCUUUUUUGAAAGCAGGCAGAGGUCCAGCCAAUAAAACCAGCAUCAAAUCGGUCAAAGAAUAUUUCAGACAAGAUGCUUUGUUAGCUUUGAAAAUUCUCAUCCUACAAAGACGAAACCCUAAGAAGUUUAAAAGCUUGAUGGAAAUGGAAGACAACGCAGAAAAUCGUUUGCUUACGUUGAAUUUUAAAGAAGCUGAAGAUCGAAUCAAUUAUCUCGAAGAUAAUUUCUUGAAGCCUUUGAAGAAGGCAGAAGAUAAAUCUAAUCAAGUGGUUCUCCCGAUUAAAGAUAAAAAGAUUUUACAUAAAAUUUUUGGUAUCAUUGAAACGAAUGCAAUGUACAUAAACUUAGCAAAUGGGAAUGAAAUUUGUGGGUUAUAUCCAAUUGGAUGUUUGUUAGAACAUUCAUGUUUACCUAAUUGUAGCUACUCGUUUGACAUGAAAAAUGGAUUCAAAAUUAAUGUCAAAGCGGCUCGAGAAAUCAAAGCCGAUGAACAUUUGACGACGACCUACUCGCACAUAUUGUGGAGUACACAACUCCGUCAGCAACAUUUGAAAGAUGCCAAAUAUUUCACGUGUUCAUGCGAAAGGUGCAAAGAUCCAACAGAAUUAGGAACACAUUUUUCCACAUUAAGAUGCUUGGGUAGCGAUGAAAGUCCAUGUAAUGGAUAUCAAUUACCAACUAAUCCAAUCUCACCGAAUGCAGAGUGGGCAUGCAACAAAUGUCCAAUGAGAAUAAAAAGCGAUCAGGUCAGUUUCUUGACUGCUCGUAUGAAUGAUGAGAUUGAAAAAGUUUUCGCUUCAUCACCUACUUGUGAAGUUCUUGAAGAAUUGAUUGAGAAACUCUCGCAGUUCUUACAUCCAACACAUUAUCAUAUGUUCACUUUAAAGCAUGCACUUCUUCAAUUAUAUGGAAAACAUAAAGAUUGUCCAAUCGAAAGCUUGAGUGAAGAAGUUUUAUUGAAAAAGUUGAACUUGUGUAAUGAACUGUUGCAGAUUGUCCAAACUUUGGAUCCAUAUGCGAUAAGAAUUCCAAUUUAUAUUGGAAUAUUAUAUUUCGAGAAGCAUGUCGCAUUGAAGGAAAUGAUUAAAAGGAACAACAAUUGUGCUAAUAUUGAAGAUGCUCGGAAAUGUCUUGAGGAAGCUGAAAGAAUUUUGAAGAAUGAAACAGACACAGAACAAGGAAAACAACUUAUUCAAAGAGUUGCGGAUGCUUUGUUAAACAUUUAAUUGAAUAUUUAUCAAAAAAAAACUUUUCUGUAUAUUAAAAUAUUCUUUUAAAAAUAU